CUAAUAUCCUGGUCAGAUCACAUGGGGAUGGGCGUGGAGAGGUCGUGCCCUUUGAACUCUUUCCGCUGCGCUGACGGGCGGUGCAUCCCCUCCUCGGGCUUGUGUAACGGACGCAGUGAGUGUGUGGACGGGAGCGACGAGAGAAACUGCACCAGUGUGGGGAGGACCGACGGCGAGAGGACGUGCCCUUUGAACUCGUUCCGCUGUGCCUCGGGUCAGUGUGUGCCCAUGGCUGGCGUCUGCGAUGGACACAGAGACUGUUCUGACAACAGUGACGAGAACGACUGCAACACUGAAGAGAGGAGCAGCACAGACCCGCUGUGCUCCCUGGACUCUUUCCACUGCGCUGACGGCCGCUGCGUCCCCCUCGUGGCAGUGUGUGACGGAAGGAACGACUGCUCCGACCACAGCGACGAGAACAACUGCACCAGCUCUGAGAGAGGCCUGCCCACAACCACCUGCUCCCCCAAUCACUUCCUCUGUGGGGACGGGCAGUGCAUCCCAUUGGCUGGAGUCUGUGACGGACAGCUUGACUGCUCCGACCGGAGUGACGAGGCUAACUGCAUGAACGUGGAGAGGGGGGUUGCAGAGCCCACAUGCUCCCCAAACGCCUUCCGUUGUGGCGAUGGUGUGUGUGUCCCGUCCAGCGCGGUCUGUAACGGACAGGUGGAGUGCCCUGACAGAAGCGAUGAGGCAAACUGCACGAAUGUGGAGAGGGGCGUUGCAGAGCCCACAUGCUCCCCAAACUCCUUCCGUUGUGGCGAUGGUGUGUGUGUCCCGUCCAGCGCGGUCUGUAACGGACAGGUGGAGUGCCCUGACAGAAGCGAUGAGGCAAACUGCACGAAUGUGGAGAGGGGCGUUGCAGAGCCCACAUGCUCCCCAAACUCCUUCCGUUGUGGCGAUGGUGUGUGUGUCCCGUCCAGCGCGGUCUGUAACGGACAGGUGGAGUGCCCUGACAGAAGCGAUGAGGCAAACUGCAGUGAGUAUCUAACCGCUACACAUUUACGUUUAACUCCUACCUGCACAAGAAUGGCAGAAUGA
Clupea harengus (Atlantic herring) is the source of this 1041-nucleotide messenger RNA. Its product is annotated as low-density lipoprotein receptor-like. The record is from RefSeq and is a predicted model, not a curated record. The coding region runs from base 22 to 1041 and encodes 339 amino acids. Gene Ontology annotation, molecular function: protein binding. The transcript has 8 exons. Gene Ontology annotation, cellular component: plasma membrane. Lineage: Eukaryota; Metazoa; Chordata; Actinopteri; Clupeiformes; Clupeidae.